AUGACCACGACCAUCCAUUCGGCGCCAAUCAGCAGAAGCAGCAGCAGCUCAUCCAUAUCCACCAUCCGCCCCUCGAACUCUCGGAAACCGAGCUGGGACAGCGCCAAGUGGUACGAUGUCGACGACCAGCCCACCCUCGAGGACUUUACCGUUCGACUCGGCACUCUAUCGAGGAGAAUCGACAUCUGGCUGGGACGAUGCGCGACGAACGUGGUCAUGGGUCUGCUGGGGCCGACGCCAUUUGCCCUGUUCUUCCUCAACCCCAUGUGCCUAUUUCUGGCCUUCUUGGGAUUGAUAUGGUGGCUGAUGAGUCGCUCCGGGGUGCCAUGA
Molecule: messenger RNA, 330 nt
Organism: Neohortaea acidophila
Lineage: Eukaryota; Fungi; Ascomycota; Dothideomycetes; Mycosphaerellales; Teratosphaeriaceae
Exons: 1
Coding region: 1-330 (109 amino acids)
Source: RefSeq, a predicted model, not a curated record